UGGAAAUGGGAGGAACCGGAACUGGAGGUGCCCUCCUCCUGGGAGCAGGAGUCAGCGCACAGCUCUGGAGGCACGCGGGCGGCUCACCCUGGGCGGGAGCCACCACCAUCCAGAGCCCUGCUUGCUGUGACGUGCCAGGGAAGGUGAAACGUGGUGACUGCUUGCCAAGGACAACCAGGCGACACCCAGUGUGUGCAGAUGUGCUCCACCUUCCUCUCCUCCGUGCAUGCUGGCUCCUCUUGCUGAAAACAGCUAAGCCAGCUGCUCAGAUUUCGUAGGAUCCCAGCACUAUAUGGACCUCUCUAGGGACAAGCUGACCUCCUACUGAGAACUUCAGUUCCCAGCCCCUGGCAGGCUUUGUAGCCUCGGGACUGCUUGUGGCAACAGUUCUUAGAAAGCACGAGUCUCUCCCACAGCAGCGUCUGCCCAUGCCUGCUUCUACCAACACCAAGGAAGACCCGGUGAGGCCCCAGCCCUGGGGCUCCCGAACAGCCUGAACCCUGAGGCUGCUCCUUCUGUCUUCAGAGCCCAUUUUAUUUGUAUCCGGAAGCACAGAAAUAGUGGAAGCAGCCAGGAGGAGCAUCAAGAGAAAAUCUAAAAUGUUCAAUAACACUCCUGGUGGUGGCUGCCAUAGAGAACACUGAGCUCAUUGAAGAGCUUUGUAAUUGCUGGACUCAUUUGUUUCAUCUUUCUGGUGCAGCCAAGGAGGGAUCGCUGUGCAUCUGGGGCAAGGAGGGAGGUGUGCACAAGAGCCUCCAAGGCCGUUUUGCUUGGCUCUGACUCACCCUGACUCUCCAGUGAAGCAGAAAGGAGGAAACAUCACAGCAUUCAGACGGGCACAGCUUUUGGCCUUAAUUGCGAAAUCCCCAUCAUCCCUUCCCAAGUACUCCUUUGCCUUAGCUGUGCUUUAAUUAAGAUCUUUGGGUCAAGGAAAGCUGUAGAGGACAUAGGAUGAGGCGGGAAGAGGAGGAAGAGGAGGAAACAAGGAUGAAGGCAAAAGGGGACUUACACAUGAAGGAGGAGCAGGAGACCAGUGAGAGGCGAGAACCUUUGGCAGGUGCCAUGCCCACCCCUGUGCCCCACAACAAGGGGAGCCGGUUUUCUGAGGCAUGGGAGUACUUCCACCUGGCCCCAGUUCGUGUGGGGCACCACCCCAACCAAUAUGCCACCUGCCGCCUGUGUGGCAGGCAGGUAAGCCGUGGCCCUGGGGUUAAUGUGGGCACCACAGCCCUGUGGAAGCACCUGAAAAGCAUGCACAGAGAGGAGCUGGAGAAGAGUGGCCACAGCCAGGCAGGGCAGCGCCAGGACCCUAGGCCCCAAGGGGCCCAGCUCCCCGUGGGCAUUGAGGGUGACUGGGCCAGGCUCCUGGAGCAGGUGGGGGCUCUGGCUUUGUGGGCCAGCCAGAGGGAGAAGGACGUGCUCAGGAGGGAGCGCGCAGUGGAAUGGCGGGAAAAGGCCGUGGAGAGGAGAGAGCGAGCCCUGGAGGAGGUGGAAAGGGCCAUCCAGGAGAUGAAGUGGAAGGUGAGGGCUGAGAAGGAGGCUUGCCAGAGGGAGGACGACCAGCCCGCGGCAGCCCAUCCCUUCCAUUUUGUUUAAACCGGUCUUGGGGGAAUCUAUUCUGAAAACAAUGACUUCAUACUCAGAGCAAAGAGCCAUUUGCUUCCAGCUUAAAUAUGAAGUAGAGCAGUUUAGUAGGAUUUUGUUUUUAAGAGAAAGAGUGCUUAGUAUGGGCUACUCUCAGUAAGACUUGAGUUGACCAAAUACUUAUCUACAGGCUCCUAGAGCUGCACUGAUCAGAACUGCUAAAUGUACUAACUAAACGUGUGACCUGGAGAUUAACGUUGCUUUGCCACCAUGGGUCUGUGAGUUUGGGGGCAGGUGCACCAGCCCGUCUGACUGAGAGGGAUGGGAUUCACGCCUAGCUCUCGGUUGUAGUCAAGCUGAAGGUUUUGAUGGUCAAGGAGGUCAGGUAGCUGGAAUGUACCUACGUAAGCAUCACUGUAAGAGAAGCCAACACCAGGAGAGCUGAGACUUCCUGGGAUGGAGGAGUUUGCACACAUCCUGGUGGGGAUCUGAGAACUGGAUACAAAGCUUGUUCUAUGGGGCCCAAAGGUGGAGGGACACAGAAGGUCGAGGCAGAGAUCUCUGGCCCCUUCCAGCGCAUAUCUUACUCCCGCUGUUGCAGUGUCAUACCGCUUGCUGACAUUAAAGCUCUGUCACCAGUGUGACCUGUCUAAAGCCUGUAAGUCUUUUCAACAACCUAACACGGAAGUGAUUAAUGUGUAAUUAGCACAGAGAGAAUUAAACUCUUCAACUCACUUGAAUUAAACAUUAAGAAUAGAGGAUAUACAAAUUUAUUCAUAAAUAUUUAAAAAUAGAAUCCAAUUUCAUAUUAUGGUCUGUUAAAGCAGAAGGAGUUAGGGAGAUAUGAAAGAAACUCAGAAAGAUAAAAAGGUAGAGAGGCAGAGUAAAUAAGGAGACAUAAAAAAGAGACACAGAAAAGAAAAAGAAAGAAAAAGGGUUAGGGGCAAGAGACCAAGACAGGAAAAGAGAGACAGAACCUUAGGAAAAAAUUCACCUUUGAAAGGUAGGAAACCAUGAAUGGGAGAGUGAAGGGCAGAGAACAUUUUCUUAGAUCCUGAGGUCAAUUUUAAUGAGUUAAGUUGCUUUUGUUUUGUCCCCACAGAAUGGAGACCACUCAUUUAUUUGAGCAGUGGGUUUUGGAUUUUAUUCUGGCCUCUGAAAUACUAACUGUAUGCCAAUCCACUGAUCUCUGAUUUUUACUUAAUUGUUCAUCUUUAAAUACUCUGAGAUGCUUUGAAAAAAGGAGCUUAACAGUCCAUAGGGAAAGAAAAAUUCCCUGGGCUGCCGAGGAGAUGCCUAAAAUGUUCACUCAGGAAUGGCAAGUAUAACUGGAAACUUCUCUCGCCUUUGUGCUGGAGCUGACAGUUGUUUGGGAUGAUGCCUCUGGAUCUUAUUGUUAUUUUUCUUUUAAACUAGAUUGGAGUUAGGAAGGGGUGGGGUGUGAUCUGGGAAGACGAGGAGAUAAAGAUAGUACUUCAUUAUCUCGUAGAGAGCCCCAGUGCUUUUUGGACACUGCUCUCCCAAAAAAAGCAGACGAGAUCCUGGUGCAGUACUGCAUCUGGCCCUUCUUGGUCCUCACCUGUAUGGCUCCUUUUCAGUGCUUGUUCUCAGAUGCAUCAGCAGCUCUAAUGGCUCGAUCUGUAUUUCCUGCAAACAAACACAUGUCCAAACCCCAGGCUUGUGAAAAAUCCAGGCUGUGCUUUAGUCCUGUAAUCCCCUUUUUUCUAGAAGCCUAUCUCAUGCUAAAGAUUUCACUUCUCAUGUGGUUUCCCCACAGGGGUGUGGUGGCCCUUUUAGGGUCCCUCCAGCUGUGGUGAAAGCUCAGGGGCUCACCACUGCAAAUGAUGAUGGCAGCGGGGAGUCAUAUGGAUGGGCACUCCCACUCAGAGCCUUGCUGGAACACAAAAUGCUGGAAGAAAGGAAGGAAGGAAGGAAGGAAGGAUGAAAGAGAGGGA
Messenger RNA from Manis javanica (Malayan pangolin), 3539 nucleotides. RefSeq names its product zinc finger BED-type containing 2 (gene ZBED2). Lineage: Eukaryota; Metazoa; Chordata; Mammalia; Pholidota; Manidae. The record is from RefSeq and is a predicted model, not a curated record. Gene Ontology annotation, molecular function: DNA binding.